GAGCAGCAGAUUAUAGUUGUAUGAGUGUGAGUGACUAUUUGCAGUUUACAGUCUAGCUGCGCUCAUUUCAGUCCAUGUUUAUUUGCCUACUACAAUGCUGUAAUGCCUUUUGUAAGGAGAGGGCAUAUUAUAUAUUUUUUAUAAUACGUUUUUGGAUUGACCACAUCAAUCAUCGGCUGUUGCACCCUGACCUUUUUAAAGGGGCAAUCUGGGAUUGGGAUACAUCCUGCUGGAACACGGACAUUCUGGAUGAGUAGUGAGCAGUGAUGAGUGACAGGGAGGCAGCCCAGGCCCAUGUCCUUCUGUCAUCACAGGGCCACCAGACAGCCCUCCACCGAGCAGCCAUGGUGGGGAACAGUGAUAUCAUAGACGGACUCAUCAAGGGAGGCUGCGCUCUAGACCUGCAGGACAAGGACGGCAACACGGCGCUCCAUGAGGUCUCAUGGCAUGGCUUCUGUCAGUCAGUCAAACUGUUGGUCAAGGCUGGGGCUGACGUUCACGCCAGGAACAAGGCAGGAAACACAGCUCUCCACCUGGCCUGUCAGAACGCCAAUGCUCAGAGCGCCCACGUGCUGCUGCUGGGAGGCUCCAGACCAGACAUCAAGAACAAUGUGGGGGACACCUGUUUGCAUGUGGCAGCACGUUACAAUCACCUGGCCAUGAUCAAGAUUCUGGUGGGCGCCUUAUGCUCUGUUACGGAGAAAAACCAGGCAGGGGACACUGCUCUCCAUAUGGCAGCUGCCCUAAACCACAAGAAAACUGUUCAGCUCCUCCUGGAGGCAGGGACUGACGGCAACGCACGAAACAACGCAGGGAAGACUGCCCUGGACAAGGCCAGAGACUACAACCACAAAGACGUGUCUCUCCUGCUGGCCAGAGCUCCUCAGGUCAGCAUGAGAUUUAGUCGUUAGUUUUCUACUCUCCUGGGUUUUGGUCAGGUUCAAAGGGACCGGCUGAAGGCAGAACGUAGAACCCAGUCUGUCACCAGAGAAGAAAUGCUGCCCAACAAGGUAAAGGCUGUCUGGGGUAAAAUUAGUGGGUACAUGGCUGAGGCGUCUCACAGUAGUGAGCGUCUGGCCAGCAGGGCCGGCCUCAACAGAGCAGGGCUGCCUCACCAUCAUCACCACCGCCUUCACUACAGUAAAACAUCAGUCACCCCAACCAGCCCUUACCACAGAAGGAGAAGACAUAAGCUUUUCAAAGAACAGGCCUUGGCGGAGGAUACUCCUAGAAGAAGAAUGAAUGGCCAUCCCGACCUCCACAGGAAGAGCAGACUGUGUACAUAUGAUGAAGCCCUUCCUCACAACGGCAAAACCUAUCAGCUAUACACCCUGUACCGCGACAAGGACGGCAAUGUCAAACAGGCCCCAGCCAAUGGCUGCCACUGUAAGCCCCUGAUCAAGAGGCUAGAGGGAGAACUGAACACCACUAAAGAGGAGAUGAGGACACAGAUGCUGACGGUUCAGGAGCAAGUCUAUACUAGGCUUGGGAGGAUGGACCGCAAGAGCAUACACCAGAUCAAAGUGCUGGACAUGCUGACCCAGGAGAGGGUGGCAGCAGAGAGGAUGGAGUGUCUCUACAGGAUGGACCAGAGAGCUGCCCAGGGCAGAGAGGAGGCACAGAGGAGACAGCAGGCAGCAGCGACCCAGGAGUUGAAGAGGUGGUGCAUGACUCAGAUCCAGGAUAUGGACCUCCACCUCCCAGCCGACCCCCAGUACUACAAGCUGCUCCCCUCUCCGUCUGUGGGGGACGAUGGAGACUCAGAGUGCCUCCCCCUGCUCUCUGUCUUCUCUGGGGACAGCAGCAGCUCUCUGGCUACCUACGUCAACCUGCUGCCAUGCCCCUCACCCUCAACCACCCACAAUGCACCACACAGUCCGGCGAUGGAGCAGGGCCAGGGCCAGGGUCAAGGGUCGGGCAGGAAGUACUUUGAGCUGAAGCUGGACAGAUCACCAGAUAACUACCAGAACACUACUCUUCUCCCUCUGCCUGCUCACCACCAUCACCCAGGAAUCCUUCUGAGCUCUACCGCCCCCCGGUGUCAGCAUCCAGAACGGCUCGACAAUCACAUUCCGGGGCUGAUCUGGGAGGGCUGCUCCAGCAGUGUCAGCAGCAGCCAGUCCCCCGCCAGCAACUGGAAGCAGGGCCGGGGCCAGGACAGUCAUGGCUGGCACCACAGAAAGCACCUCCGGGACCGGAUCAGGACGCGCGGCCUGAUGAGACCACCCAGUGUCGGGACCAGGACCCUGGAGUUCUUCAUGGACAGACCCCCUGAGCCCACAUUCAGUCAGGAGAGAAACAACCUACACGCCAUGGAGGUGACCCAGAGGUUCUUUGAGACAGUGUCCACUCAGCUGGAGUGCUGGUAUGAGAGGAAGAUCCAGGAUGCCAAGCGGCAGGCAGAGCUCAGGGCACAGCAGGACAGGGCCGAACUCCUGCAGCGAAUUAGAAGCCUGGAGGAGGAGCUUGAACAGCUCAGGAUGACCAAUGGGAGCACAGACAGUUGAUGCCAACUGGGCUGACAUGAGUUUGAGCAGAGGAAGAGGCGAAGCGAGAGGGUUUACUCUGCCCAAAAUCUGUCCACGAAAAUAAGACCACAAAGUGAGGAAUUUUUUAUGGAGGACAAUGAGUCGAAUUUGGUUAAGAAAAACUUGAAUUGCUUACUUGAUCAAAUAAAAGCAUGUGGCAUUUCGCCAACUUAAAAAAAUAC
Messenger RNA from Salvelinus fontinalis (brook trout), 2710 nucleotides. It is a transcript of the gene ankrd6a, whose product is annotated as ankyrin repeat domain 6a. NCBI's taxonomy places the organism in Eukaryota, Metazoa, Chordata, Actinopteri, Salmoniformes, Salmonidae. The transcript has 14 exons. Gene Ontology annotation, molecular function: protein binding. Gene Ontology annotation, cellular component: nucleus; cytoplasm. The record is from RefSeq and is a predicted model, not a curated record.